AAUAAAUAAGGAAAAUCAAUAAAUAUUCAAAUCUUAAAUAAUUCUUAUUAAUAACUUAAACAAUACACAGUGUGAAAAAAAAUAUCGAUUUACUUCCAUUAAAUACUGGUGUUGUCUCUAAACUCUAUUUCUUUCGUUUACACUAGCGGUGAUAAGGUAGAUUUCAACAGAUUUAUUAAAAAUCAAUUUAAAAGUGGUUGUUUCGAGAUCGUUGUUCUCAUUAAGGAGUGAAAUAUUUUCUGAAGAUUAUCAGUGCAGAAAAUGGCGGUUCCACAUAUUACAUCAUUUUGUUGGUGCAUGGGGUUGGAGGCUGGCUGCAAGUUCAUUGGAUUUGUGCAUUUGCUGACAUCAUUAAGUCUGAUGGUUGUGUGUUCGAUAUACGCGGAGGGUUUCCGCGCAUUCGCGGGCACAGCCGAAGACGCGGGUGACCACGUGUACAGCACUUGGUACGUCAUCACCACCACAAUAGCGGUGCUGAGCGUUGUUCACGUUCUUCUGGCCAGCGCCCUGCUGUACGGGGCUUACACGCGGUCCAGCCGAGUGCUUCGCGGGUGGGUGUUCAUGAUGUGCGCGCUGUCUCUAUCUUCGCUGCUGUACAUCUUGGGGUCCAUGCCCUGGGGCUUCUCCUCCUCGGGCUCCGAAAUCUACUUGGCCGUGGUGGAAGGCGUCUUCUUUUACGGCUCGAUGUUGUAUUGCAUCCUCUGCGUCAACAGCUUUUACCUGAUGCUGAAGAGCACCGAAGACAUGCGAGGACCCUGCAAGGCCGACUAUUAAGCGAACGUCGUCGGUGCUUUCGAGGCUUCUUAAGGUUAAAUGUCGCUUAAACGGUUAAUUCUUCGUCGCUUUAUUUCUUACUUUGAAUGGAAUGAAAUGCAAUGGUGAAUUGACAAAUUUUAUAAGACAUCUAUUGAACCAUGUAUUUUACGUAAACGGUCCUCCACCGUCCCGGACCGUGACCGUGCCGAAGUAUACCACUGGACUGGUUGCACGAACGGAGCGUUGAGAAUUUCAGAUGUAAUAUAUUUUCUUCGAUGCGUUAUACGUUCGUGAGAGGGAAGUAGGGUUCGUAUACGGAAUAUUCUGAUGCCAAAGAAUCUCAAUUUUAUAUAGAAAAUGAAGUAUUAUAGAGUUUUACGAAAAGCCAUUUUUAGAAGAAAUCGAAUGUCGUAUUUACGAGAAGAAAUUGAUUUUUUCGAAUUGUAUAAUAUAUUAACUAUAUUUACAGUAUCAACCUAUUUUGCCUACUGUAAUCUACGGACCAUUCUUUACUAAAGACGAUCAUUUCCUUUGGACGCUCCGAUCCGUCCGAUCGAUUCCCCCUUCGUAUGUUUGAAGAUGAACUUUCACCUUUCGACUCGUUCAUUUUACUAAACGUAUAUUUUCAUAUACUAGUCUACAUUAAAAAAAGAAAUUUUCACGAAAGGAGUCCCCUCACUGCGAGUGCCAUACGCGAGACGAGUGGUUCGUCUGGUGAUAUAAAUGUGAUUUUAUACUUGUUCAAUAUAUUACGUUGUUUUAAUACGUUUAGGCUGUUAUUGACUUAGCGAAACGGGUCCUUUUGCGCAACUUUUAAACAGGUUUCAACGGUUAAGUUGGACCGCUUAAUGCUAAAAACUUAAUAUUAAGAAUAUGUGUAAACUUAGCGUAUGUCUAAAUGUUAUUGUUGUUUCCGGUUAAGACUUAACUAUUAUAGUAUUGUCUUUUGUUAACAUGGCUUUUACACAUUAAGAAAACGCUUUAGACGGAUUGAAGCUAUGUGUUAUUAUUAUAAUCUUAUAAUUAUUUAUAUAAAUUUUUUCCGACGUUUCGCGUGUUUUACAGCGUGCGUGAUCACCGUGACCGUUUAAAAAGUGUUUUCUUAACUAUUAUUUUUAAGUACGGAACGUGUCCAAUUGCUUCUGUAAUUAUAUUUUUGUGUUAAUAUGGAAUCUGAGACCACAAAUACGAUCUCACCGCUCAUGGAUGGGCUUAUCUAUUUAUAAAUACUGUAUUUUUAUUGUUUUGUAAAGUUUAAUAUAUUUUAUGUUUACUUAUUUGUCUUUCGCCAUGCAGCGCCAUCCAGGAGCGGUUCCAAACAUCUUACCGAAAUAAGUUCAGCUUUCGCUCACAGAUGUCGCUCUUUAACGUUUAUUCGAUAUUACUGAAACUCAGAUCUAUUGGCCGUUGAAUUAUUUUAAAUUAUACAUCUAUCUUUUGGAACUACAGUCAAAACCGUUUACGACCACAUCGUUGAAAAUAUGGUACCUGGUAGUUAUAUUGACCAAAAAUGAAUUCUAUUAGACCGGCUUAUAACCGCACCGCUUUUCACGGCAUCGCUUAUUACAACAUUUCUCUUUAAGCGACUUCAUGUAAUGAUAUUUUCAAAGAGUUAUAUCUGUAAGAACGACCAUAUUGUAAAUAUUUGAUUAGACGAGGGCAGCAUCCUCUUUCUACAUCUGGCCCACUGAAGUGAAUUAAGAUCGCAGAAGUAAACAAAAAGGACUCGAGUUGAAUGUCUAUUGUUUUUCUCAGAAACGAAUCCGAUUUUCAAUUCAAUCGGUUUAUUACUUAUGCGAACACGAGACGCACAAAAACAUAACGUUGAGUUAUUCGUGAAACCUUUAACAUGUCAAAAACCAAUUACUGUAGAAGACAUGUAUUAUAACAAAGCUUGAGAGUGGAAUUCCAAACAAAGGUGUAUCAGUCGAGAAUUUCACCAAAUUGGGCAAUAAAUGGACCAAUUCUUUAACAAAAAGCAAAAGAUUUUGCUUAGUGUCUUGGUGAAGAUUUCGUUUGCACGUGCAGUUGUAUUCGAUGUUUCCGGGCUUGGCACGGUAUUUGUGCACCGGCUACAGAAGAAGAUAUCGUAGAAGAAGUUCAAGAGGAUAAUGAGGAACAGUAAGAGACUGAAGAAAAAUUACACCGCCAACUUUGGAUGAUGGUCUCGAUACUGUCCAAUGUAUAACUAAAAAAAAUUAUUAUUAAAGAACAGUUUCACAAAUAAACAAAUCACAAUACUUUAAUUAAAAUUCAGCGUCAACUACAAAGUGCGUACGUACUACAGAAGUGUUUGGAACAAACUAAAAUGUCGUUUAUUUUAUACAUAAGUAUAUUAAUCACUCAUUCAGUAAUAAGUAUUAGGUACUUAAUAAAAACUACGACUAUCGGUUUUUACGACCAAAUAUGAGUAGUCGUUAUAAAAGAUUUUGACUGUAUGUGUUAAAUAUAUAUAUAUAUAUAUAGGUAUAUCAGAUUCGGCUUCAUUCCUCUUUUCGAAUAUAAUUUUAAUACUAUUUUCUUUUAGAAUAUAUUAUCGUUGUUAUAUUCAAUAAUUUAGCUGCCACAAUACCUUUCCUUUGAAUAGUAUGUAAUCACAUAAAUUAAAAAGAAAUACGACGCAGAAAUGUACUUGUUUAGUUAAUUGUAAGAUAUACUCAAACGAGUAAUAAAUGUGCUCUUCGAA
Pieris brassicae (large cabbage white) is the source of this 3442-nucleotide messenger RNA. RefSeq lists its product as uncharacterized. The record is from RefSeq and is a predicted model, not a curated record. Bases 262 to 774 code for a protein of 170 amino acids. The transcript is spliced from 5 exons. NCBI's taxonomy places the organism in Eukaryota, Metazoa, Arthropoda, Insecta, Lepidoptera, Pieridae.